CCAGUUGUACCAGGCUGUUGUCAGGCUCAGAGACGGAUCUGAUGACUGAGCUGAAGUUUACUUUACCGCCGCCAAUGUCAACGAUGGUGGCACACACCGGUCUUCUCCUCUGUUCCCUCCUGCUGAUCGUCUCUGCAACAGAAAAAAACGAGUUUACGAUCACUUGCCAAACGUCAACGGACUGCGUGCUCCCCUGUCGGUUCCAGUCUGACGGCAAAGGUGCGAGGAUCAUGUGGUACAAAAAGAAAGCCGUGGUGAGCUGCACGCGCUACGGCAACACCAGCUUCGUUGUCGGCCACAACUCGCCGGCCGAUAAGUACAGAGGGAGGACGGGGCUGUUCGCUGACCAAGUCCUGGAGGGAAACGCGACGCUCCUGCUGAAGAACGUCACUCCGCACGACGAGGGGAGAUACUACUGCAUCACAAUGACCGCACCUCGCACUGAUGAAUCUGGAAUCAUCGCACUGGUCAUAGAAGGUCCUGUGCGAGAGGUAGACGUGGAGUUGAGUGGAAAGGUGGUCAUCUGUGCAGCUGAAGGCAUCUACCCAGCUCCUACACUCACCUGGUCUACAGAUCCCCCAACUGAUGUUCAACUCCUCAAGAGCAAAACGAACACGCACAAAAACAAACUGGGAAUCUACGAUAUUCACAGUUCCCUGAAGCUAACGACAAACAUCAGAGGUCAUACUUACAUCUGCAGUGUAGCCAAUGACGUCAACAACAAAACAGUUUUUCUGAAACAUGAAGACUCAGUUGUUGCACCUGGAUAUGGCAGGGUGACGAUUUUCUGCAGUUUGCCUUACACCGCUCUUCAGAGCUAUAACCUCACGUGGAUAUUCGGACGUUCGGAGGCAAUUGCAUUGAUGAGAGUCGUGGAUGAGAAUUCACAGGUGGAGAUCCAGGACCAGUGGAGGCAUUAUGUCGCUGGCAACGUCUCGUUUUUGGACGGCCUGCAGCUGCAGAGCCUGACACCAGAGCACAAGGGAAACUACACGUGUGUGGUCAGCACACCCGAUAAGACGUACAUCACCUGGACCAACGUCACGAUCAUUGAAGAGCCAAUCCAGUACAUGUACAUCUUCAUCAUCAUUGGACUGAUAAUGGCGUUGGGUCUCUCGUACGUAGGUUUCGGAUGUAAAAUCAGAAAAUUAAAAAGAGCGAGAGAAGAAAGCACUGAGGCAAUCAUGGAGAAUUUAAGAACCGCGCAAGACAACGACAUUUGGGCCACCAAUGUUGCCGAUGCCGCCGAUGCCACCGGUGCCGCAGACACUGCUGAUGCCGAAAACGCCAGAGAAGAAGGAGAUGAGUGAAAAUAAACAAAAACCCUUUUUUGAUUGAAAAAAGAAUCAGAAAUUAGUCAUU
Molecule: messenger RNA, 1362 nt
Organism: Solea solea (common sole)
Lineage: Eukaryota; Metazoa; Chordata; Actinopteri; Pleuronectiformes; Soleidae
Product: V-set domain-containing T-cell activation inhibitor 1-like
Exons: 6
Coding region: 42-1310 (422 amino acids)
Biological process (GO): T cell costimulation; positive regulation of T cell proliferation; immune response
Cellular component (GO): external side of plasma membrane
Source: RefSeq, a predicted model, not a curated record